ACUUCUUUGAUCCUUAUGAACUCCUAGUCUCACUCCUCCGUCGCCUUCCAAUUUGCCACCGUCUAUUGCUACUGCCACAUCUGCUAAUGUCGGAAGUACCAACUCCCCUAUUGAUGACCUGAGUAAGAAGAUCUAGAAGCCAUAUGCCAUUACCAAAUCUAGAGAGAACUAGACUAACCAGGAGCACGACAAGUUUUUAGAAGCUUUGCAGCAGUGAGUAUUUUUUGUUUCUUUCAUUAAAUUCAACUUCUUUGGGCUCACGGCAAUGGUAAUUGAAGGACUUUUUUUUUUUUGCUAUAAUGAAUUUAAGGUGAAUUAGGUGAGAGAAGGAAAUCAUUAGAUUUUGGAUGGAGUUUCUUUCUGUUUUGUUAAAUGUGAAGUUUCUUUCUUUUUGUGUAAACAUGAAUCUAUCUGCAACCAAAUUGGAAAUUAGGAGGAAUUGUUGGUGAUGAUAAGGUGUAAAGGCGGAAUUAUGGAACCUAUGUGCGAUUUUUGUGGAGGGGUGAAGGCUGUGGUUUACUGUAAAUCAGAUUUAGCCCGGCUUUGCUUCAACUGUGAUGUAUGCGUGCACUCUGCAAAUUUAUUGUCUCGUAGGCAUGCUCGUUCUCUUUUAUGCGAUAAGUGCAAUGCUCAGCCAGCAAUGGUCCGGUGCAUGGACGAAAAGCUGUCUCUUUGUCAAGGUUGUGAUUGGAAUGGCAAUGGUUGCUUGAGUUUGGGGCAUAGAAGGCAGACUUUAAAUUGCUUUACAGGUUGUCCUUCUACAGCAGAGUUUGCAAGGAUCUUGUCUUCGGCUCUUGAAACCUCUUUGAUGGAUAGCUUUGAUGCUGGUUGGCCAAGUAAUACAUUGCCCGUAAAUGAGAAUUGCAUUGUCUCUGAGCAAAGAGAAAGUAAAGGAUCAUUUCGGUCCGUAAAUGAGAAUUGCUUUUUCCCGGAGGAAAGAGGAAAUAAAGGAUCAUUUGGGCCCGUAUAUGAGAAUUGCAUUGUCUACGAGUCCGAGCAAAGAGAAAAUAAAGGAUCAGUUGGGUUGGUCGCAACUGAGUUGAAUGAUCUAGAGUCCUGUCCCAAGCUUGAGCCUUGGUUGGAGUCAUCUUCUGUGGUUCCACAGAAUCCAAAUUACAUGUCCUACUCCUUUUGUAGAGAUCAAGUAACUCUUUUCCCAGAGGAGACUAACAUGCCAUUGGAUUGUUCUGACAUCAAAGAUCUUAAACUUCCUGGCGGUGAUGACAUAUGUGAAGGUCUCAGCAUUGACAAUGUUCCAUUAAACUUUGGAACUGGUGAUCAGAUAUUUGGCUGCUCGCAAGAUCAUCCUAGAUACCAGCUCGAGGAUGUUGAGACAGACUGCCUAUUAAGGGAGAAAAACUUAUCAGUUCCUGAAUCCAGUGGUCCUAUUUUGAAUGCAUUAGAGGCAUCUUUGUCAGGACAGCAGGAUUGGUUAGCUUUUCCAUCCUCUGGGGUUGGUAUAUCAGCUAGUUUGACGCAGGCCAUGUUCGGUAGUUCUAGUUGCACAUUCAUGAAUCCUAGUUGCAAUAGAAACAUCAGUCUAGGAUUUCCUUCUGGCCAAGUUCCUUCAAACAUGUUGUCACUAUCCAACAUCAAUGGGGAGAGCAGUGCUGCUGAUUACCAAGAUUGUGGACCGUCACCAGUAUUUUUAACUGCUGACUCACCCUGGGAAUUAAAUCUGGAAACUAGUUGCCCACGAGCAAGGGAUAAAGCAAAGAUGAGAUACAAGGAGAAAAAGAAAACACGAAGGUUCGGUAAACAAAUAAGAUAUGCCACCCGUAAAGCCAGAGCAGAUACGAGGAAGCGUGUUAAAGGCAGAUUUGUGAAGGCUGGUGAAGGCUGGUGAAGCAUAUGUCUAUGAUCCACUAGUAACACGCAAUUUCUAAACCUGAUUGCAAAGUUGUUUUCUCUUAUGUUAAAAGAUGAAUCAGGAAUUGAUAUAAGUUACAAAACUGUCUCCUUGCUGAAUAAAUGUGCAUCAACAAGUUGAUUUUGAAGACCUCUGGUACAAAAGAAAAAUCAGUGUAUUUUAGUCAUCCUGUCAAUGCUCUCAAUAUGAGCCCACGUUACUCUUUAGAUAAUUCAGUUGGAAAUAAGUGAAUUAAAUUCAG
Messenger RNA from Rubroshorea leprosula, 2111 nucleotides. Lineage: Eukaryota; Viridiplantae; Streptophyta; Magnoliopsida; Malvales; Dipterocarpaceae. The record is from the annotation of a GenBank genome assembly.